Messenger RNA from Cladophialophora psammophila CBS 110553, 795 nucleotides. RefSeq lists its product as uncharacterized. The coding region runs from base 1 to 795 and encodes 264 amino acids. Gene Ontology annotation, biological process: carbohydrate metabolic process. The record is from RefSeq and is a predicted model, not a curated record. NCBI's taxonomy places the organism in Eukaryota, Fungi, Ascomycota, Eurotiomycetes, Chaetothyriales, Herpotrichiellaceae. The transcript is spliced from 3 exons. Gene Ontology annotation, molecular function: hydrolase activity, hydrolyzing O-glycosyl compounds.
AUGAAACCCCCGGAGAUUGCCGGGUUUUAUGUCGCUUGGUGCGAUGAGUUCUACGGUCCAGCAGGCUCUCCUCCCAGCUCCCAGAACUGGACGCUACAAACUCCCCCAUUCAAUUGGAACCACGAGUGGCAGAGGUACACCAACUCAACGGACAAUGCAUUUCUUGACGGAAAUGGCCAACUCGUCAUUGCUCCACGGAAAGUGAAUGGACAAUGGACUUCUGCUCGUCUGCAUGGCAACCACAAUUUCGGGUGUGACCCCAACCGCAAGAUGAUCUUUGCCGCGCGCAUCAAGCUCGGCCAGAACCCGCCGUGGCAGCAGCAGGGGAUUUGGCCUGCUUGGUGGGCGUUGGGUCAGUCGAUGCGCAGGGGUACUCACUGGCCCAAAUGUGGUGAGUGGGAUAUUAUGGAGCUCAGGAAUGGCUCCUCAACAAACCAAGGCGCGGUCCACCAGACCGAUAUAUAUGGUAACCACGCUGAAUCCCACGGAUACAUCGAUUUCGAUCGCCGAGAUUACCACACUUGGGCCGUCCUCAUCGACCUCUCCGACGGUGACUAUAGCAAACAGACGAUCAAAUUCCAACUCGACGGCCAGACUUAUUACACGGUCCAAGGAGACGGUUCCAGCUGGGCCACGAGGGAAGGCUGGGACAGAUGCGGCCGCAGCCCGUUCUUCCCAAUUUUGAACAUCGCUGUGGGAGGCGAUCACCCCGGAAAUCCCAAUGAUAACACACUGCCUGGCGUGGAGAGUGGUAUGACGAUUCAGUGGUUAGCAGUUUACAAGUCAUGGUAUUGA